AUGAGUUACUUCCUGUCUUACUGCAAAGCUCAUGGAGGCGCGCUGCUCACCGGCUACCAGGCCCUGCGCGCCGAGGGCUUCCUGUGCGACGUGACGUUGGAGGCCGAGGGCAGCGAGUUCCCCGCGCACAGGUCUCUCCUCGCGUGUUCCAGCGACUACUUCAGGGCUCUGUUCAAGAGCCACACCCGGGAAUCCCGGGCACGCGUGAUCCACCUGCACGUGCCGUCGGCGGCUGGCCUUCAGCGCUUGCUGGAUUUCAUCUACACCGCCUGGCUGCCACUCUCUAUGGAUACCGUGGAGGACACGCUGGAAGCCGCCAGCUACCUACAGGUCACUGAGGCCCUGGGGCUGUGCGGCCGCUACCUGGAGCGCCUGCUGGCUCCGGAGAACUGCUGCUUCGCUGCCAACGUGGCGGCGCGUUUCGGCCUGGCACACACGCUGGACGCGGCUGAGCGCUAUAUCGUUCGACACCUGCGGGAGCUUUUGGCGCGGGGAGCGGGCCCCGUGGGGCUGCUGGAGCUCAACCCCGCGUCGCUGAGGGCCGUGCUGGGUGCCCCCAACGUGGCGCGGGUGCCAGAGGCUGGGCUGCUGGGUCUGGCGUUAGCCUGGCUGCGACAGGAGCCCAAGGCUGAACGCCUGGCCUACUGCGCCACGCUGCUGGAGCGCGUCCGUUUCGGCCUGGUGCCCGCCGACGUGCUGCGGCCCGUGUACUCGGGCUCCGGCCUUGUGCUGCCCGCCUGUGUCAAAGGCCUCAUCAUCCAGGCCCUCAACUACCAUAUGGCACCCUCUCGCCAGCCGCUCUUGCAGGACGAGCAGACCAGCGUCCGGAGCCCGCAAACCCGAAUCUUAUUGGUCGGGGGGCGCAGGGGGCGGGAGAUGGUGGCUGAGGAGGUCGCGGUCCCCCAGGGGGUAGCCAGGGGCAGGGGCGCCGCAGUGGAGCCUGAGGAGGAGGAGGAAGAGGAGCAGUUGGAGGAGGAAGAAGAGGAGGACGAAGAGUGGGAGCUCACCCAGGACGUGGUGGCCUUCGAUGUGUACAACCACCGCUGGCGCAGCCUCACGCGGCUCCCUGCACCGCUAUUGGGGCACAGUGUGUGCACAGCGGGGAACUUCUUGUUUGUCCUCGGUGGAGAGAGCCCUUCUGGCAGCGCCUCCUCUCCCCAAGCCGACGGCCCGCGGGUGGUCACGGCCCAAGUGCACCGUUAUGACCCCCGCUUCCGCGCUUGGACGGCGGUACCCGCUAUGCGGGAAGCGCGGGCCCACUUCUGGUGUGGCGCCGUGGGUGAGGGACUGCUGGCCGUCGGGGGCCUAGGAGCGGGCGGCGAAGCGCUGGCCACGGUGGAGAUGUACGAUUUGCGCUGGGACCGCUGGACAGCAGCUGGGGCGCUGCCACGGGCUCUGCAUGGUCACGCGGGGGCUGUUGGGGACCGCGGUGUGGUAUACAUCUCCGGGGGCAAGGCAGGGAGAGGCGAGGGCGGCUCGAGCAGUCUCAGGGACGUGUACUCCCUGGGCCCCGGGGAGCGGGCCUGGAGCAAGAGGGCGCCUAUGGGCACGGCCCGCUUCGGGCACCACAUGGCUGCACUUCGCGGUGCGGUGUUUGCUUUUCUGGGGCGCUAUGAGCCUUUUUCUGAGAUUGAGCGUUACGACCCAGGCACCGACCAAUGGACUCGGCUGCGGCCACUGCCCUAUGACCGCUUCUGCUAUGGGCUGGCGGUGGUGGAGGAGACAGCGCUGCUGCUGGGUGGUGUCAAGUGGCGGGACUCGCGCCAGGUGCCUACCCGCAACGUGGUGGGCUAUGAUCUCGACCUGGACUGCUGGGAGGACAUAGGCUGCACGCUGCCCUGGGCCUGGAGUGGCCUGCAGUGCGCAGUACUGCAGCUGGCCGAGGGUGCGGACGAGGAGAGGGAGGGAGAGACCGGAGUGACCAGAGAGGCUCCAGAUUUAGUGUUGGGCUUAAUGGGUUAGUGCAGUCUCAGGUGGAUGGAGGUGAAAAUCGUGCUUCAGCAGGUUUUCAGAAUAACAUGUGGGCUUUUCCUAAGAAUGGGACUCUGGGGACGGCUCCUGAAGGUUAAGGAGGCAAAAAAAAGUUUGGCCAGAGAGGAACAUUUCCCUUUAAGCUAAGAAGGGGAGACAGGAGGGGUCAAGUAGAAGGACCUGUGAAU
Messenger RNA from Molossus molossus (Pallas's mastiff bat), 2159 nucleotides. It is a transcript of the gene KLHL34, whose product is annotated as kelch like family member 34. The record is from RefSeq and is a predicted model, not a curated record. Bases 1 to 1962 code for a protein of 653 amino acids. The transcript has a single exon. Gene Ontology annotation, molecular function: protein binding. Lineage: Eukaryota; Metazoa; Chordata; Mammalia; Chiroptera; Molossidae.